Saccostrea cuccullata (small rock oyster) is the source of this 3443-nucleotide messenger RNA. RefSeq lists its product as uncharacterized. NCBI's taxonomy places the organism in Eukaryota, Metazoa, Mollusca, Bivalvia, Ostreida, Ostreidae. The transcript is spliced from 9 exons. Bases 33 to 3155 code for a protein of 1040 amino acids. The record is from RefSeq and is a predicted model, not a curated record.
ACUGACAUGAUACCUAGAAAAUCGUGCCGAAUAUGGCUGCUUUCGUUGGAGAAGCAGAAAUGAUUGAUGAUCAAACCUUAAGUGUAGAUAGCAAUGACGCCUUUCCUACAACUAAAAGGCGAGGUAGACCUAUCAGCUCAGGACUUUCAAUAUUCCGGGCCUUUCUUCUGGAAAAGGGCCUACAUGCGAGCGUGGAAACGAAUUACACUUCAAAACAACUGGACGGUUUGUUGACAAAUUUCUACAUGGAAUUGAAGAGGACCGACGGCAAACAUUAUGACAGUUUGGCCGUGCGGGUCAUCCAGUCCGCUCUGCGGAAACAUUUUCUGAAACUAAGAAAUGAAGACAUUGUCAUUAGUAAAAGAUUUACCACUUCCAACAGAAUGUUUCAUGAGGUAUACACGAAAUCCUUUAACGAGAGAGAUUUCCGAGAGAACCCCUUGAAUAGGAGAAUUAUACAGAAAAUUCCUAUUCAUCCUGAUGACAUAGAUAAACUUUAUAACACGGCCUUCUCAACAGAUUCCCCAAGGUCGCUUAAGCAAAAGGUUAUGUUUGAGUAUAUUUACUUUUUUUGUGAGAGUGGCUUUGACCACAUAAGGCUGGUGCAGAAAGAGGAUUUCGUGUUUUCCAGAGAUGCAUCGGGGAGGGAAUAUGUGACCGUUAGAGAGAGAUAUACAAUGAAGAAUAAAUUCCAUUGUUCCAAAUUAAAGCAGAAUCGGGGGAAAAUUGUCAUGCAGCCAGUCAGAAUGUAUGACAGACAGGGUGAUCCCAUGUGCCCAGUGGCAUCUUUGAAGAAAUAUUUGAUGAAACUGAGCCCAGAAAACCCAUUCUUUUGGCAGCGACCCAAAACAAAAUACAACCACUCUGAUGUCGUAUGGUAUGAAGCUGAGACAAUACGAUGGGAUAAAAAAUCAACGGGAAAGGUUUCAUUGUGGGCUCUAAUGAAGAAUCUGAGUGUAGAAAGUAACCUUAGUAAAAUAUAUUGCAACAGUAAUAUAAGGGCCACCAACAUACAGAUACUCAACAACCAACCAGAGGAGGCCUGCCAAAUAUCAGCAACCAUUGGCUGUGAAACUGACCAAUCAAUUGAGGCCUGUGAAAUAUCAGCAACCAUUGGCUGUGAAACUGACCAAUCAAUUGAGGCCUGUGAAAUAUCAGCAACCAUCGGCAGUGAAACUGACCAAUCAGCUCACAGGUCACUAUAUCCUGAUUGUCAAGACUAUUUUGUAAUCAGUGUUGAGAGAGAUUCCCCUACUGAGACUGAUCAUGGUCACCAAGACUCUUGUAAAAAUUGUGAUAAUGAGAGAGAUACAUGUACCCCUAUUAAGACUGAUCUUGGUCAGCAGGAGUCUUGUAGUGAUGAUAAAACAGAUACUUCCAUAAGGAACGAAUAUAGAAAUAUUUUGUUUGGAGAAGCAGCAAAUGCCUGGAAGCAGCUGAUUGGACGAUUUGACUGGCUCCAUGACAGUGAGAUAGCCCAACAUUUGAUUGAGGUGCAUGAAGUUCAUUGUAUGAGGAAGGGCGUCUGUCCUCUGGAGAGAACACCUGAGGCACGGAACGCGAGUCCCAUCCACGGAACAAGGAGCUCAGAUGGGAUUCCAACAAGAGAAUCGGAAGAAACAGAAGACAUUCCAUUUCAAUCAGAAGUUGAUGAAGACACUGAUUCCGUUGAUGAAGAUGCUGAUUCUAUUGAUGAUGACUCCAGUGAUGACAGUGACCCUGACCUGGAGGAUGAAGAGGUAGCCAGUUUGGAGGAAAUUAGAGAAGCUUUAUUCUCCAUGGACAAUGCCCCACAAAAUCCUGGAUCUACCCAGCAAGCGGAGAACAGAGUCUCUAAUUCAAACCAAGAAGCAGUGAUUUCAUGGGGAGAUAACCCUUUCCAAGCAUCAUCAGUAGUAAAUCAAGAACCUGCUGAAAGUUACUCAAAUACAGGGAAUUCUACAGUGACAAAUGUGAAUUCCAGUUCACCUUCCACACGAGCAUUUUCUGAAGUCCUGAAUUUGCCUCAGUCUGAGACAGUUGAACCAGUUAUGAGAAGUUCCUCUCCCUCCUCAAAUAUUUGUGAAAGCUUAUCAACUCAUGUUCAGAAUACAUUGGAUACUCCUGAAGUAAUUUGGCACCAAACAGCAGACAUAAAGACUGAAGAAAUAGGAGAUCAAGCUGUAGACACAUGGACUAAUGUGGCUCAAGCCCCACUGCACUCCACACUGUUAACAAAACAGACUCUUAACUCGGAUACAGGAGAAGCAAAUCAAGAGAUUCCACCUGCUUCACGUGAGAUAUUGAUAAAACAAGAAAGGCAGGCUUCAUCUGAUGAGACAAUUAUAAUAGGAGGACAAAAAAUUUCUCUGGCUUCGGUCGUACGAGGACAAUGGGUGUCACCUGCCUCAGGUGUAGGAGGACAACAAAGUUUACCUGCUUCAGGUGUGACAAAGAAAACAGAAGAACUACAGGAUUCACUUGAUUCUAGUGGGACACUAUUACCAGGAGGAGGGCAGACAUCAGGUGCCUUAGGUGAAGCAGGAAAGAAAAUUUCACCUGCAUUAAUAUUAGGUGUGCCAUUAGUAACAGAGGGAAAGCAGACUUCACUCUCCACAGGUGAUUUACUGGUUAAGGCAGGAAAGCAAGCUUCACAAAAUGGACGUCAGCGGGUGAAUAAAUGUCAAAAACAAAUAAAAAAGAAAGAUCUGCCUAGUUCCAAGAAAUCCCAAUCCACAGUGUACAGUGACCCCCCUGACAGACCCCCCAGUUCCUUCAUGCUGUGGCUGAAUGCCCACAGGAAGAAAAUAAGGAAGCAGAACCCGGGACUGGGCACUAUAGAGUUUAGCAGAAAAGCUGGAGAAAUGUGGAAUGCCCUGGAAGACAAAACAAAAUGGAAGAAGAAGGCCGCAAAAUCCAGGAAAGAGUAUGAAAAGAUAAUGAAGGAGUUGAGAGAUCAGAGGGCUGAGAGACAGAGGGAGGCUGCUGAUGAAGAGAAAAAGGAAUUGUCAAAGAUCUGCAGGGAAUCGGCGCUAUCACUGAGGAAUAGAAAAAUUCCAAAGAGCUGUACUAAAUCCAGAUCAUCAAACCAAGCAGAGCUGAGAACUAAUAAUAAGAGCAAAGGAUCAUCAGCAGCAGCAUUAUCAUCAUCAUCAUCGUCAGUAUUUUCAGGAUGAGCUUGAUCUGGUAGUGAAGACAAACCCUCAAAAAGAAAAUUCAAGAAGGAUGAGGACUGUAAGGAAAAUCCAAAAAUAUAAGAAGAAUGUAAAAAGGACACUGGAAAAAAACCUGUCUAAUAAUCCAAGAAAAAAAUGUGAUGGGCUGGGCACCAGCAAAAGAUUUGUAACAGUGAAGGAGAAAAUGAAAGUAGAAUGUGAGGACCAGUCAAAUAAUCAAGGCUUCCCCCAUUAGUCAAGCAAAUUAUUUACUGAGUCUCAUAUUUUUGAAUAAAAACUAAAAUACUU